AUGCCUCCUGACAUCCUGGAUCCCACGCCCGCAGAGUCGUUGCUUGCCUUGGCCGGGCCGGUGGCCAGAUGGGGGGCCGUUCUGCUCGCAUUCUUCCUGGCCGCCCGGUUCGCGAUCGACCUGAUUGACUACCUGCGCGUGCGCAAGGGCCUCUCGGGCGUCCCCACCGCGCCCGGCUGCGACAUCUUCACCGGCCACGCGCUCUCCCUGCUCAUGGCCAACACGCCCUGGGAGCGGAUGCUAGACUGGCUGAUUGACCUGGAGCCCAUCGUCCGAUGGAGGCUCUUCCUGCGCAACUGCCUGAUGGUGCGCCACCCGGAAAUCCUGCGCAGAAUCUUCCAGACCAAUUUCAGGGCGUACGAAAAAGAUUUGGCGAGCUACGAGCCGUUCUUGGCCAUCCUGGGCACGGGGCUGGUGACGUCCAACGGACGGCUGUGGCAGCACCAGCGGCAACUGAUGCUGCCGGCCCUGCGGGUGGAGAUCCUGGACUACAUCGUGGGCAAGGCCAAGGAGGUGGUGGACCUGCUGUCCGCCAAGCUGGAGGGCCUCAGGGGCACGGGGCGGGCGAUUGACAUGGAGGAGGAGUUCAGGCGGAUCACGCUGCAGGUCAUAGGCGCGGCGUGCCUGGACCUGCCGCCGGAGGAGUGUGACAGG
Messenger RNA from Ostreobium quekettii, 654 nucleotides. Lineage: Eukaryota; Viridiplantae; Chlorophyta; Ulvophyceae; Bryopsidales; Ostreobiaceae. The record is from the annotation of a GenBank genome assembly.